Pelobates fuscus (common spadefoot toad) is the source of this 1578-nucleotide messenger RNA. It is a transcript of the gene AMT, whose product is annotated as aminomethyltransferase. Gene Ontology annotation, biological process: glycine catabolic process. The record is from RefSeq and is a predicted model, not a curated record. The coding region runs from base 44 to 1261 and encodes 405 amino acids. The transcript has 9 exons. NCBI's taxonomy places the organism in Eukaryota, Metazoa, Chordata, Amphibia, Anura, Pelobatidae. Gene Ontology annotation, molecular function: protein binding; aminomethyltransferase activity. Gene Ontology annotation, cellular component: mitochondrion.
UGCUGCCGAGCAUGCGCAGUGCGACUUGUUGGCUUUAGUUGGGAUGCAGUUGGUUCGGGGGCUCGGGGCAAGAAUCGGGAGAGGAGUCGGGAUCUCUGCGGGGAAUCGGCAACAAAGGAGCUUUUCCAGCGGACAGACAGAUGCUCCUCGACGUACUCCCUUGUACAACUUUCACCGCGAUCAUGGUGGAAAGAUGGUGGAAUUUGCUGGGUGGAGCCUUCCAGUGCAAUAUAAGGAUAGUCACAUCGCCUCCCACCUGCACACCCGCCAACACUGCUCUUUGUUCGAUGUCUCCCACAUGCUACAGACCAAGGUUCAUGGAAAGGAUCGGAUACGUUUCGUGGAGAGCCUGGUAGUGGGUGACAUUGCUGAGCUGAAGCAGAACCAGGGCACCCUGACCCUCUUCACUAACGACAAGGGCGGGAUCAUUGAUGAUCUUAUUGUCAACAACACUUCAGAGGGUUUUCUAUACGUUGUGUCUAAUGCUGGUUGUGCAGAAAAGGAUUCGGCGCACAUGAAGAGUAAACUACAAGAGUUUAAAGCGGCUGGACAGGAUGUCGAUUUGGAAGUUUUGGAGUUUGGUCUGUUGGCUCUACAAGGUCCCUCUACAGCCCGUGUUCUGCAAUCUGGACUGACCGAUGACCUCUCCAAGCUCCCAUUUAUGACUGGAGUGACUACAACUGUGUUUGGGGUCCCUGGCUGCAGAGUGACACGCUGUGGAUACACAGGGGAGGAUGGCGUGGAGAUCUCUGUUCCCGGGGAUAGAGCCGUAGAGUUGGCUGAUAAGCUCCUGCAGAACAGUGAAGUGAAGCUGGCAGGUCUGGCUGCGAGGGACAGUCUUCGUUUGGAGGCCGGUCUCUGUUUGUAUGGGAAUGACAUUGAUGAAACCACCACUCCAGUUGAGGCCAGCUUGGUAUGGACACUGGGUAAAAGGCGCAGGGCAGCUAUGGACUUUCCAGGAGCAUCUGUGGUUGUACCUCAGAUAAAAGGCAAGGUUGCAAGGAAGAGGGUGGGCUUGACCUCCACUGGACCGCCUGUGAGGCAACACACACCCAUAAUGAACACGGAAGGACGUGUUAUUGGGGAGGUUACUAGCGGCUGUCCUUCUCCAUGUCUGAAGCUGAAUGUGGCUAUGGGUUAUGUGGAACCUGAAUAUAUGAAACCUGGCACUGCUCUGAAAGUGGAGAUCAGGAAGAAACUUGUGGAUAGCAUCACCAGCAAAAUGCCAUUUGUGCCAACAAAAUAUUACACUGUGAAAUGAAAACUGUGACUUUGACGUGCACAAUCGUCACACAGACCAUGCUAGGGCAACCUGCAGUCAUCAGGCAGCUUACAUAUAGUACCUAUAUUGCUGUGUGACUGUGCUUGUAUCACUAUGUAACUGUUUUGCCAAUGAUCUGUCUGUGUUCUAAUUCUGUAUUGUGGGACAUUGUGUGCAGAAUGCUUUUUAAUAUUGUUACCUGUAUAAGUAGAUGGAAUGGGAUAGGGACCACGUUCCUGUUGGUCAUAUAAAGUCUCUGGUCUUUUUCUACAUGUGUCAAAAAUAAAAGCAUUCCUGCUCCAGUAUGUGGGCUGUUA